This is a messenger RNA of Ostrea edulis (European flat oyster), 2548 nucleotides long. RefSeq lists its product as uncharacterized. The transcript has 10 exons. Bases 163 to 1629 code for a protein of 488 amino acids. NCBI's taxonomy places the organism in Eukaryota, Metazoa, Mollusca, Bivalvia, Ostreida, Ostreidae. The record is from RefSeq and is a predicted model, not a curated record. Gene Ontology annotation, molecular function: chitin binding. Gene Ontology annotation, cellular component: extracellular region.
GUCAUACAUGCUCUAGAUCAACGAUGCAAUCAAGCAAGAAGUCGGAGUAUUGUGGACUUUUAAAAUUCCAAGUACCUUUUGUCAAUACAUAACACAUGAACACAUAUUUCCUUGUGAGGAGUCCGAGUAAAAAUACAUACUUCAUGAUAGACCGCCUCAAAAAUGGCAGAUGGUGAUAUUUCGAAAAGUUAUAGGAAUUGGAACACUACGGACUUCAACCUGAGUAAUUCCAGCGCUUAUUCCACGAAUAGCCAGGACUAUUCAGACGCUAUUCUACCGAAAACCCGGCCGAUAUCACCGAGUGGAGUUGACUUUUCACAAAGAAGCACCGCCUCUUCAAAACCUUACACGCCCGGUUUGUUUCUUGAUCCCAAUAAAUUACAAAAAGAAGAAAAUAUUCGUCCCCAUGGAAACGGAACAGUGGGUUUUAUCAAGGACCGUGAGGAAAUAACAUUGUCCAAUUCCUAUGAGCCAUCUUUAAGAACUACGAUCGACGAUACGAAUUGUAAAUCGGAAGACGGUGAAGAUGAUGAGUCGAAAAACACGAAAGAAACGUGCCUCAAGGAGAGGGUCAAACUUUUAGUUUUCUUGUCCACCAUGGCGAUGGGAGUAAUUGCAGUGAUUGUACUGAUCUCACAGUAUAGCAAUCCGCCGCCAAAACCGCAAAGACAGGUAUUCCCAGACGAGUUCGACUGUAACUUACAAACCAGGAGCAAUCUUAGAACUGGAAAGCUGAAAUUUAACACAUCAAUAGUGAUUGCCUGUGCGUAUCCAAACGAUGUGACCAUCAACAAGUCAUCUUUGAUCAUGGAAUUCAAGCCGAAGUAUUACAUUGUUCACGCACAAGAUAAAAUAGAAAUAAACACUACUCUUCAAACAAAUAGGUCUCGUGAAGGACGAUGGGAAAUUCGAAUUUCUUCCCAGCUGAUUGAAUUUCAUGGAGAUCCCGUGAAAUGUGGUGGGGAUGGACAAUACAGCCUGAUAUUACAUACCUCAAAUAAACGUUACUCCAGUGAGGUGAACAUCGAAAUUGAGAGUGAAAAUUCGGAUGUUCAGCUAGAAGUGGGACAAGCAGAGGAUGAUGGGAAUUACAAAAUCACGUGUUCCUCUACUAGCGACUGUGCGCCUGCGCCCAUCACUUUACUGGGAACACUGGGAAAUAAAGUUGUCCCCCUCUAUGGUGUAAAUUUCACUUGUAUAAUCAGCUACAACGACUAUGAUGGGUGGUCUGUCAGCUGUGAUGGAAGUAUCCCCAAAAGUGUUGUGAGUAGCAUCGAUGAGAUCACGUGUCGCCCGAUACUUAAAGACCAAACCGAGGCUAACCAAACCGAGGCUAAAGUUUCUAAAGAUGUACUUCUCUGCAGAGAUGAUAAAGGUUGCACUUUUGUAUGCCCUCGGCAAAACCAGGACAAAUACUAUACGGACCCUCGUUUCUGUAAUAUAUUCCAUCGAUGUGUGAACGAGCGACUUUAUACGGCACCAUGUGGCAGAGGAACGUACUUCUCCAGUAAGACAUGUGUCUGUAGCCAUAUUGACGACGUCAUAAACGAUGGUAGUUGCAAUGCAAGUGGACUAAGGCUCAGGGCAGCCAACAGCAAAGUGUUGUGUGACGAUUCAAACAGUGGUUGAUAAGAACGAUUUUUAAUGUUUAAAAAUAACUAAUCCAAAAUAAAGACGGAGAACAUUUAGUGUUAGUAACUCUUUACCUUAGAGGAAUAUUUAGAGGAAUAGAGGAAUAUUUAAUGGUGAUGAAAUUGAACCAGAACGUUAUAUAAGAUACUUAGGUGCAUAUUUGGAUGAAACUCUCAAUUUUAAGAAACAUAUAAAAAGGAAACGCCGAACAGCUAUGAUCAAUUAUCUUAGGAUUAAAAGUAUUCGCAAAUAUUUGACAAAGGAAGCUACAGAAAUGUUGGUUUUAUCUUUAGUAAUUUCUCAUUUGGACUAUUGUAAUGUGAUUUUAUACGGCAUAGCACAGACUGAAAUAUGUAAAAUGCAAAGAAUCCAAAACAUGGGUGCGAAACUGGUAUUAAAUCGUAAGAAAUUUGACAGCUCUAGGGAUGCUCUCAUUGACCUACAUUGGUUACCUAUCGAUUCUAGAAUAUCAUUUAAAUUAUUGACCUUCAUGUAUAAGUGUCAUGUGGGCGAAGCGCCAUUGUAUUUAACAGAACUUUUAACGAAACAGGUACCAAAUAAAAAGUUGCGCUCCGCUCAAUCUUCUGAGAGUUGCUACAUUGUUCCUUUUAACAGACGUAAAACUUUCAGUGAUAGAAGUUUCGGAACCAUUGGUCCGAGACUGUGGAACAGUUUACCGGCUGAAAUAAGACAGUCCAAAUCUUUACACACUUUUAAAGCCAAAUUGAAAACACAUUUGUUUAGACAGUUUUAAUGUACUUGUUUUUAGUUUAGUAUAUGUAGAGUGUGUUUGCAUGUAUAUGAUAUAUUGUUUAUUCUUUAAAAGCUUUUUAUAUUAUACAUGUACAACACCAUUGAAUACUUUGUGUAAAAUUAGGCGUUAAAUCAAAUAAAAACAGUUUCAGUUUCAGUUUCA